AUGCUUUCAGAUUGUUUAGCAGUUAUAAAAUAUAUAUUAAUUGAUUUUUUGAAUAUUCUUCAAAUAUUUUGUCUAGAUUUGAUUUUUGUUAAAAAAUUACACUAUGACUUUUAUUAUACGUUCAAUUAUUUUUUUAAUGAUCUGAGACUCAUUUCUAUCUAUAGAAUUUUUAACAAUUUUGCUAGAUACUACAUAGUCUAUAUAUUUUAUACCAUACGCUUUCCUUUUCUGUUAUAUUUUGGUGCUUUGAGGAUUCAUAGUUCUUUGAAUUUUUAA
Messenger RNA from Pneumocystis murina B123, 276 nucleotides. RefSeq lists its product as hypothetical. Bases 1 to 276 code for a protein of 91 amino acids. Lineage: Eukaryota; Fungi; Ascomycota; Pneumocystomycetes; Pneumocystales; Pneumocystaceae. The record is from RefSeq and is a predicted model, not a curated record. The transcript is spliced from 7 exons.